Cucumis melo (muskmelon) is the source of this 477-nucleotide messenger RNA. RefSeq lists its product as uncharacterized. The transcript has 2 exons. Lineage: Eukaryota; Viridiplantae; Streptophyta; Magnoliopsida; Cucurbitales; Cucurbitaceae. The coding region runs from base 1 to 477 and encodes 158 amino acids. The record is from RefSeq and is a predicted model, not a curated record.
AUGGUUGGAGAGUUUUCAUGUUUUCUGGGACUUCAAAUUAAGCAAAAGAAUGAUGGCAUUUUCAUAUCACAAGAAAAGUAUGCCAGGAAUAUGGUCAAAAAGUUUGGUUUGGAACAGGCUCGAAAUAAGCGGACUCCAGCUGCAACACAUGUUAUACUUACAAAAGACACUAAAGGUGCUAAAGUUGAUCACAAACUGUACAAGAGUAUAGUAGGCAGCCUAUUAUACUUAACAGCAAAUCGACCUGACAUAGCUUAUGCUAUAGGAAUCUGUACUCGUUAUCAGGCGGAUCCCCACAUCACUCACCUAGAAGCUGUUAAACGAAUUCUUAAAUAUGUUCAUGGGACCAGUGACUUUGGAAUGAUGUAUUCCUAUGAUACCACUCCUACUAUAGUUGGAUAUUGUGAUGCUGACUGGGCAGGUUCAGCUGAUGAUCCUAAAAGUUUUUGGAAAAACGUGUAUCAAGGAGUUGGUUGA